GAGGAGGGGCCGGGGGGAAAAGAGCGCGAGGCGGCUCAACCAAUCAGGCUCGGCUUCGCCUGACGAGCGCCGCCGGCGUCCUAUAAGAAGACGCGGCAAGCGGGCCGAGGGAUGUUGUUGUUUCUGCGUGUUUGGAGAAAGAGGAGAAAGGGAGCGCGAGAGCAGAGCCGGCGACUGGCUGGCUGGGGCCGGCAGGAGCGGGAAAUGUGGUCCGGGGUCCCGGGAGUGGGCUCGGCCGGUGCGGCGGCUGUGGGCGCCGGCGUCCUCGUGCUGCUGUUGCUGCCGCUGGUGGUGAGGCAGCUGCUGAAGCAGAGGCGGCCGGUGGGCUUCCCGCCCGGCCCGCCGGGGCUGCCUCUCAUCGGCAACAUCCACUCGCUGGCCUCGGAGCAGCCGCACGUCUACAUGAAGAGGCAGAGCCAGCUCUACGGGCAGGUAUUUAGCCUUGAUCUUGGAGGGAUAUCAACUAUUGUCCUGAAUGGCUAUGAUGCAGUAAAAGAAUGCCUUGUUCAGCAGAGUGAGAUUUUUGCAGACAGGCCAUCUCUUCCUUUGUUCAAGAAGCUGACAAAAAUGGGAGGUUUAUUGAACUCAAGUUAUGGCAGAGGUUGGACAGAGCAUCGCAAGCUGGCUGUAACAAGCUUCCGUAUUUUUGGAUAUGGUCAAAAGUCCUUCGAAAGCAAAAUAUCAGAAGAAUCAGUCAUUUUCCUUGAGGCCAUUGAUACCUAUAAGGGCAAGCCUUUUGAUCUGAAAUACUUGAUAACAAAUGCAGUUUCAAAUAUUACUAACUUGAUUCUUUUUGGAGAACGGUUUACAUAUGAAGACACUGAAUUUCAGCAUAUGAUGGACAUAUUUAGUGAAAACAUUGAACUGGCAGCUAGUUCUUCUGCAUUUUUGUACAAUGCUUUUCCAUGGAUCGGUGCCUUGCCCUUUGGAAAGCAUCAGCAACUCUUUAAAAAUGCAUCUGAAGUCUAUACUUUUCUACUCCACCUUAUUGAGCGUUUCUCACAAAAUAGGAAACCUCAGUCACCAAGGCAUUUUAUAGAUGCAUAUUUUGAUGAGAUGGACAAAAAUAAAAAUGACCCCGAGUCUACAUUUACAACAGAAAACUUAAUUUUCUCUGCUGGAGAAAUAAUAAUUGCUGGAACAGAAACUACAACAAAUGUUCUAAGAUGGGCAGUGUUGUUCAUGGCUCUUUAUCCUAAUAUUCAAGGGCAAGUUCAUAAAGAAAUCGAUUUAAUUAUUGGGCCGAACAAAACACCUUGCCUAGAAGAAAGGUGUAAAAUGCCAUACACUGAGGCAGUACUGCAUGAAAUUUUAAGAUUCUGUAACGUAGCUCCACUAGGUAUUUUCCAUGCGACUUCUAAGGAUACAGUUGUACGUGGCUAUUCUAUCCCUCAAGGCACUACAGUCAUUACAAAUCUCUACUCUGUACACUUUGAUGAAAAAUACUGGAGUAACCCUGAAAUGUUUUGUCCUGAGAGGUUUUUGGACAGCUCUGGACAAUUUGUCAAGAAAGAAGCAUUCAUUCCAUUUUCACUAGGGCGAAGGCACUGUUUAGGCGAACAGUUGGCCAGAAUGGAAAUGUUUUUAUUUUUCACCUCACUACUUCAACAAUUUCAUCUGCAUUUUCCUAGUGGUUGGACUCCCAACCUUAAGCCAAAGUUAGGCAUGACUCUGCAACCCCAUCCAUACCUUAUUUGUGCAGAAAGGCGCUACUGAAGACACACCUAGUGCCAACAGUUCAAAGUGUGAGGCCUUGGGACCAGAGGCAUGGAAAUAUCAUGAGAAAUAAUGUUUUUGUUCCACGCUUUCCUGACUCAAAUGCCCAAAUCGUUCCCUGCAUUGUUUUUUUUUUAAUGCCUGGUGUCCACCUUAAAAAUCCUUCAAUGGUGUAGAAGGACAUUGAGAGAGAUGGUUUUUGAGGGCAGGUGAUGGAGAAUGAGUAGAAGGUGUUCCACUGUAUUCUCAUGUGUGGUGAAUGGGAUAAGAGUGUAAGAAUGGCCUGCUGGAUCAGGCCAAUGGCUCAUCUAGUCUGGCAUUCUGUUCACACAGUGGCCAAGCAGAUGCCUGUGGGAAACCAGG
Podarcis muralis (Common wall lizard) is the source of this 2079-nucleotide messenger RNA. RefSeq names its product cytochrome P450 family 2 subfamily R member 1 (gene CYP2R1). Gene Ontology annotation, biological process: xenobiotic metabolic process. Gene Ontology annotation, cellular component: intracellular membrane-bounded organelle; cytoplasm. NCBI's taxonomy places the organism in Eukaryota, Metazoa, Chordata, Lepidosauria, Squamata, Lacertidae. Gene Ontology annotation, molecular function: heme binding; iron ion binding; oxidoreductase activity, acting on paired donors, with incorporation or reduction of molecular oxygen, reduced flavin or flavoprotein as one donor, and incorporation of one atom of oxygen. The record is from RefSeq and is a predicted model, not a curated record.